Leptopilina boulardi is the source of this 3495-nucleotide messenger RNA. It is a transcript of the gene Adcy2, whose product is annotated as adenylate cyclase type 2. Gene Ontology annotation, molecular function: adenylate cyclase activity. Bases 331 to 3333 code for a protein of 1000 amino acids. The transcript has 19 exons. NCBI's taxonomy places the organism in Eukaryota, Metazoa, Arthropoda, Insecta, Hymenoptera, Figitidae. The record is from RefSeq and is a predicted model, not a curated record. Gene Ontology annotation, biological process: adenylate cyclase-activating G protein-coupled receptor signaling pathway; intracellular signal transduction; adenylate cyclase-inhibiting G protein-coupled receptor signaling pathway.
CUUUCCAGCCACCAGUUGCAGUCGCGACCGCGAAAGCGGGCCGACAACAAUUUGUUCAACUCGUUUAUUUGACUAAAUUUUCAUCAACUAUUUAAAACAUAAAGAAAAAUUUAAUCUCUCAAUUAUUUUAUUACAAUGAACUUGUUAAAGAAAUUUGAAUUUUUUAUAAAAAAAAUUUUAUAAUUUUAUUUCAUAUGUGUUUUGUGGAGAAAUUGAGUUUUUUUUUUUCUUUAAUUUUCAAAAUGAAUUUAAAUAAUUUUUAACGGUGUGAUUUUUAGUGAUAUACAGAAAAGAAAUAAUUACAAAAAAGUCUGUGAAUAAAUCAUAAGUAUGGAAAACGUCAUUUUUGGAGUAGAAGGCGGCCCUGGAGAAGGAGCAGAUGAAGGUGGAAAUGUUAAGGAAUUGCAAGAACUUAGAAAUAGAUACGAAGGAAAGUUGACAGCAUCACUCUACACAGGAAUUUUCACGGUGUCUGUGGUUGCCACUCUUUCAGCACUCAUUGCCUUGUUCAUUUUUCACUCAGAUGAUAAAUUAGAUAUGUUGCAUAUAGCAACACUGACAACAAUGUUACUGUCAUCGGUGAUUCUUUUAAUUAUAACGCAAUUUCCAUCAACACUGAGCAGUACUCGCACGAGACUCAUCUUAGGAUCAAUAUCAUCCGCCAUCCUCGGAUUAGGAGUUUUAAUAAUGGGAGGAGCGAUACCAGCUUUUUGCAGCACUAUCGCUAUUGUCGCCGCUUUUCCAAGGAUCAAGAAACAUCGACCAUCGAUUAUAGGCUAUGUUCCAGUCAUUCUCUACAUAGCAAAAAGUUUCGUUAUUCUCGAUUUCGCCAAUUAUUAUCAGAUAGCAGGCGACACAUUUCUGCUAUUGGCAGCUUUGGUAGCAGGAUUCUAUUACAGGAUUCUCACGGCACGGGCGCAACGUCGAACAUUUUCUGGAACGAAAACUGUAAUCGAUUCUCGAAUAAAACUUGAAUGUGAGAGAGAGCAACAGGAGCAAUUAUUGCUCAGCGUGAUUCCAGCCUACAUUGCUGCGGAGGUGAAACGAAGCAUAAUGUUGAAGAUGGCCGAUGCCUGUCACGAGGUUAGUAAGCACAAACAAACCAGAUUUCAUGAGAUGUAUGUCCAACGUCACAAUAAUGUCAGCAUACUUUAUGCAGACAUCGUAAAUUUUACGCCAUUAUCGGAGCAACUCACCGCUUCGGAUCUUGUGAAAACUCUGAAUGAGCUUUUUGGAAGAUUCGAUCAAAUCGCUCAGGACAAUCAAUGCAUGAGAAUAAAAAUUCUUGGCGAUUGUUACUACUGUGUGUCAGGACUUCCAAUUUCGAGGCCAAAUCAUGCUUAUAAUUGCGUGAAAAUGGGAUUGGAAAUGAUUGAAGCAAUAAGAUUUGUUAGAGAAGCCACUGGAUUUAAUGUUGACAUGAGAAUUGGUAUUCAUACUGGAAAUGUUCUUUGCGGAGUGUUAGGACUUCGAAAAUGGCAAUUUGACGUCUGGAGUGAUGACGUUACUCUGGCUAAUCAUAUGGAAAGCGGCGGAUUACCAGGUCGAGUACACGUGACAAAAGCAACUCUACUUCAACUUGGAGAUCGUUUUCAAGUCGAACCGGGAGAAGGAGAAUCACGAGAAAAAUAUUUAGCCGACCAUAAAGUAGAAACAUAUCUCAUUGUACCACCCAAAAAAACAAAAGAAGAAAAAGAAUUAAAAAAUGGUGAUAGAGGACCUGGACCAAUACCCUCAAGAUCUAGACCAAGUAGCAAAAUGACAAAAUUAGGAGAAUAUUGGGGGGCUGACAAACCAUUUGCAAAUAUUACUGAGAAUACUUUAGCAAAAAAUAUAGGCCUAACAAGUAUUGCAAUGAUCGAAUCAAAUCUCCUGACAAAUCAUGCAAACUGCCUAAAUGUCAAACAGUGGUGUGAAGGUAGAGAAGGAAUGUCUACUCUGACAUAUUGGUUUAAUGAAACAAACCAAGAGGAUCACUAUAGAGAACAAAAAGAUGAACAAUAUCCUUGGUAUGUGACAAUUAGUAAUGUCAUAUACUGCGCAAUGUUUUUCGUUCAAGUCAUUUAUCUUCCUAAAUGUCCAACUGUAUAUAGCUGUUUUGGAAUUGGAUUUAUAACACUAUCAACUUUUACUUGUAUUUUUUGGUAUAUUGAAAAAAAUGGAGAAGAAGAAUCAGGAGCAAAAAUUGUAAAUAGAGGAAUUAGAAUAUCAAUUUAUUUAAUUACAGCCUCAUUAGCUGUUGCUUCUUCAUUAAUAAGUCUUAGCGAAGAGCUAACUGAUGACUAUGAAAUUGUACCUGUUUAUGUGAAAUCAGGAGCCAUUGCACUCCUUGUUGGUUGGGCUCAUUUAAGAGUUGGACAUUUAUUAAAAUUGAGUGUAAUGAUAUUCUCAAUUUUUGUUUUAUUAAUUUCAUUCUCUCAGAUGGAAAUUUUUGACAAAUAUUAUUCAAGUAUUGAAAAAACUCACUACGAAUUCGCGGGAGUUCAUUAUAUAAUUCAAAUUGGAUUUCUUCUUACAUUAGUGGCACUAAUACUUCAUGUACUCGACAGAAGAGUGGAAUUCACCUCUAGGACAGACUUUUUAUGGAAAAACAAACUAAAAGUGGAACAAGAUGAAGUUGAAACAAUGAGAGGAAUUAACAAAAUUCUCUUGGAAAAUAUUUUACCAGCUCAUGUGGCUGAUCAUUUUUUAGCAUCCAGAACUGCUCAGGAACUUUAUCAUGAAAGAUAUAGCAGUAUAGCUGUCAUGUUUGCUUCAAUUCCAAAUUAUAAAGAAUUUUAUGAUGAAACAGACAUCAAUAAACAAGGACUUGAAUGUCUAAGAUUACUAAAUGAAAUAAUUUGUGAUUUCGACAAACUUCUAUUAAAACCCAAAUUUUCUGGAAUCGAGAAAAUUAAAACAAUUGGAAGUACAUAUAUGCUCGCAUCAGGACUAAGUCCUGGAAAAGAAAGUGGUGAAGGAAAGGAAGAUCAUAAUGUAAUUGUUCUCGUCGAAUUUGCAAUUGCUCUAAUGACAAUUUUGGAUCAAAUAAAUAGAGAAUCCUUUCAAAGAUUUAAAUUAAGAAUAGGUUUAAAUCAUGGACCUGUUAUUGCUGGAGUUGUGGGAGCUCAAAAACCGCAAUAUGAUAUUUGGAGUAACACUGUAAAUGUUGCUUCGAGAAUGGAUAGCUGUGGAGAAAUGGGUAGAAUUCAAGUGACUGAAGAUACAGCAAAAAUUUUGAAAAACGCUGGCUAUGAAUUGAUAUGUCGUGGACCGACAUUUGUAAAAGGUAAAGGAGAACUGACAACAUUUUUCGUAAAAACAUGUUUUGAUGACAAAGAAGAUAGUUAUUAAUUUUUAAAUGUCAUAAAACAAAUUAUAUAAUUAUAUAACUUCUCAAUUGACAUUGCAAAAAAAAAGAGUCAUAAUUAUAAAUUAUAUUAACUGUCUAGUUGAAUUCGCUAUAAAAAUAUAUUAAAUAUUUAAUAUUAUUAGUUUUCAUAUAAUUCUUAGAUA